Messenger RNA from Peniophora sp. CBMAI 1063, 420 nucleotides. The record is from the annotation of a GenBank genome assembly. NCBI's taxonomy places the organism in Eukaryota, Fungi, Basidiomycota, Agaricomycetes, Russulales, Peniophoraceae.
AUGAUAACGCAUGCAUCUUCGACAUCAACAGAUCCUCUCAGCCCUGCUGCUGAACAGCUGCAACGUCUCCGGGAAAGGGAAUCUGCCUGGGCCUCGUUGUCGAUAGCCCAUACGCACGUUGUGACGAUGGAAGGCCUAAGAUCCGCUUUAACUUUCUCCGGAAAGGGCAUCAUAACUGCCGUAGUUGGAAGCGAUAUCCGUGUCCCCACCCCCGCCGGCAAUAGCGUUGCGCUUGCAGCACUCAAGACUUGCAUAUCACCUCGACCCUGGAUUGGCGCGGACGAGCCAGAGUACAAGUCCUUCCCUCUGCAUGACAUUCUUGCUAAGAAUGUCGUCGCCUUCGUUACGGACCCCACGCAGAACCUCUUGAUCGUGUUGGUUUACGGUCAACGAGGUGCCUCCUUGCCGGGUUGGGAGUGA